This is a messenger RNA of Necator americanus (New World hookworm), 885 nucleotides long. RefSeq lists its product as uncharacterized. The transcript has 8 exons. The record is from RefSeq and is a predicted model, not a curated record. Bases 1 to 885 code for a protein of 294 amino acids. Lineage: Eukaryota; Metazoa; Nematoda; Chromadorea; Rhabditida; Ancylostomatidae.
AUGGAGCAGUACAACACUAAAAGUGCAGGCGUCAAACGCCUUAUGAAAGAAGCACUAGAAUUACGCGAGCCUACUGAGAUGUAUUUUGCUCAGCCAUUAGAGGACAACCUUUUCGAGUGGCACUUCACUGUUCGCGGUCCGCUGGAUUCCGACUUCGACGGAGGGAUUUAUCACGGACGAAUCCUCUUUCCACCUGAAUAUCCGAUGAAACCUCCGAACGUGGUUAUUCUUACGCCAAAUGGUCGAUUCGAGUUAAACAAGAAGAUUUGUCUGUCCAUCUCUGGGUACCAUCCGGAAACAUGGCUCCCUUCUUGGUCAAUAAGGACCGCUCUACUUGCACUAAUUGGUUUCAUGCCAACUGCUGGUGCUGGUGCUCUUGGUAGUCUAGAAUACCCAGUAGCUGAACGUAAAAAGUUGGCAAAAAAAAGCUUGGAAUGGAAGUGCAAGGAGUGUGGUGCCUGUAUGAAAGACGCAUUGAAGCCGCUUACGGAGGAUGCUAAGAAGAGCAACGAAGAGGCAAAAGAGUUGGCAUCACAGCUUAGUUUCAAGGAUGAAGAAGAGAAAAAAGCUGCGAUUGCUGAAGCUGAGGAAUCUACACCUGCUUCCGUCACUGAUAAUAUGAAUAACGAUGGGAAUCAAGCGAAUGGUAUUGUUGGGGAGGAAGUGGUAUCAGUUGCUGCAGAACAAACACAACAGCCGUCUACAUCUCCAAAUCAACAAAAUCAACAACCUCAGACCCCUAUUAUAACAGCAAACCGCUCAAUACCAGCAGUUUAUUCUGAUUCGGAGUCGUAUGCGUCUCUUUUCAUCACGGUACCUAUUUGUGUCGUAUUCUUAUCGUUAUUCGCACUUCUCUUAGCUCGAAGAUUCUUACUCGAAGUUUGA